AUGACGAUAGACGAUUAUCGCCAACGGUUAAAAACAUUUCAAGGUGUAAUUUAUAAUUAACACAUUAUUAUCAUUAGCAAGCGCAUUUUACCUUUUAAAGUUAUGCCUUUUUCACUAGUAGACCUGCGACCAGAUAGGCACCUCUUAAAUCACGAGUUUGAAGGUUACAAACUAAAUUUACAAACUCUUUCGCAUUUCGGUCUCGAUCUUCCUUCUCCAGUCGACAAACUUUAUCCAGACGAAGUUCAAUACUCAUUUGUACACGCAAAGCUCUUUGCUCUUCAUAAUCACCUAAUCUUUGAUUUUUGGGAUCAUCAAUACAACUAUUAUUAUAACGACAAUCUACAGCAAGUACGUAAUGUAACUUUUGACAAUAUAAACAAUACAUUCCAAAGUGCCGUUGUUUAUGAUGUGCCAGCUCACGUCGAAAGGAAGUCUGGUCAUUUUAACCUAAGCCUAACAUUUCCCUCUAACAAUUUAGCAGUUGUCAGUGAUGGUACCGGUUACAUACACAUUGUUGAAACAGGAACGCGGAAUAGGCCAGCAAGUGAUAAACAAACGUGGCAAACAUUAUACUCUACUUUAGCUCUAGGAGAAGAUAAAUAUUUCACAAUUGUAGACACACGGAUGGAAGAAAAUGACAAUGUAGAAUUGUUACACUGUCUCUUACAAUCUGUAGAGCAGAGUGAAAAACACUUUGACUCUGUCUUAAGUUGGAUAACUUUUGAAAAUUAUGACAAGACAUGGAAACAGUCCACUCUGCGGGAAGUCAGAGGAAAAGGUAUUAUCCACUAUGCAGCUCUUGAAACUAGCUGUACAGCUCUUUAUGUGGCCUCAGAUAACUUAUUCAAAUUCACUGUUGAUUCAGAAAAAGAUAUUAUUAAACACAAAGAGGAGCCUCGACAAAUCAUCUACACAUGGCUUCAGACCUCUGAUGACAUAACCAUAACAUUGAAAUUACAGAAUAACUUUGAUAAAAAACUUAUCUUUGUAAAUGUUACUCCUCUAUCGGUAAAAAUAAGUUAUGCGGGUAAAGUUUUCGUAGAAGGGAAACUGAGUCAUAAUGUUGAUUGUGAACUGACAACAUGGAAUGUUGAAGAGAAUGGCCAAGUAGAUAUACUAAUAACAAAAUCAGAAAGUCAACUUUGGAAUGAGUUGCUUGCAGGAGGAGACAAAAAUGGUGAACAAAUUCUUGAUGCAAGUUUAGUAGAAGAGGUACACAAGAGACUAGCUCAUUUGUGUUCUGAAACUGAAGUUGUAGCAGAUCAGAGUGUUCCUGGUAUCAAUACUCAGGAGUUAGAAGAAUGUGAUGCAGCAUCUGAAGAGGAUACAGUUUUAACUCGUAUGGAUAUAACAAGCCAUGAGAUAACACACAAGAUCCCACUGAGUGUUCAUCAAUAUUUAUUCAAUACCAAGCUUGAAACACACGAAGCUCCGGCACUAGCUUUAAGACAUGAUGUUGAUGCUUGCAUAUGGCAACCAUAUGCCCAAUUAGUCAACUCUAACGCCUGGCCAGUAAAACAUCACGGAACUCUCACGGCAUUUGGUUAUGUGCAAUCAUCAAAACAGAACAGAAAGUUUGUUACAUGUUCUCCAAGCUUUUCUUACAGUGUGGUAUGUGAAGCCACUCGGCAUAUAUUUAUCUACAAGAGCUCCGGUGACCAAGACUGUCAGUUGAGGAAAAAAACUGGAGGAGUUAUGAAAAAUAUUAAAGUUGGGCAACAACAUGUUGUUAAUAUUGAUAAAUAUGGUGAAGUUUUGGGUAUCCAUGCAACUAAUGAUUAUUUAUUCAUUUUAACUGAAAACAAAUUUGUGGUAAUAGAAAUUUAAAAUAAAGUAAUUUUAUUUUAA
Molecule: messenger RNA, 1851 nt
Organism: Nymphalis io (European peacock)
Lineage: Eukaryota; Metazoa; Arthropoda; Insecta; Lepidoptera; Nymphalidae
Product: nudC domain-containing protein 1
Exons: 2
Coding region: 103-1830 (575 amino acids)
Source: RefSeq, a predicted model, not a curated record